CUGGGGGUCCCUGAGGAGAGGUUUGGAAUGGCUGGGGGUUCCUAAGGAGAGGUUUGGAACGGAUGGGGGUCCGCGAGGAGAGGUUUGGAACGGUUGGGGGUCCCUGAGGAGAGGUUUGGAAUGGCUGGGGUCCCUAAGGAGAGGUUUGGAACGGCUGGGGGUCCCUGAGGAGAGGUUUGGAACGGCUGGGGGUCCCUAAGAAGAGGUUUGAGAAACACUGCUGUAGUCUAUAGGAAAUACAAGAUUGGCAAAUGAUUUUCAAAGCUAUUUCAGUAUAGGCUAUAUAUAGCGUGGUACAUACAGUAUAUGUUCUGUGCAUUAUCUAAAACCAUGUGUGUAUUAUGAAACAAUGUUUUUACAAAGGGAACAGGUUAUAACGUGUGUAAUGCAAACUGCUGCACAGGAUAUAGGCGGUGGUUACAAUGUAGGCAUCAAUUUCUUGAAGAGGGCCUCAACAUACAAACAAUGUGGUCAUAUUUGAGCGGUACAAUUAAUCUGAAAUACAUUGAGACUGUUAUCAUCUCAGUUUAAAAUGUGUGUGGGUAAUAUUGCAGCUCCGUUGCUAAAACAAGCCUGUUUAUUCUCGCAUAUAACACCCUACCCUCUUUGUGGAAUGGUACCGUCUCUUCACACAUAUUUCAUUAAUAAAAUUCAAGCUCCCAAUAAAAGGAGGCGCGCUCCACUAUCUGCAGCUACUACCAUUCACUUGAAAGCGGUGAAAGUAAUGCACAGAGGUGACAACAGCAGGACAGUAGAUUAUAGAAUACGACAAUUUAAUAGGGAUAGUGAUUUUUUUUGUUGUAAAGUUUUAUUGUUAGUACAUUUUGUUGAUAAGGCAUCAUCAUGUAUCCGGACUCGAGCCCAGACUACGAUGACUCCUCGAGCUCGUCCAUCAGCAGCAGCAGCAGCAGCAGCAGUACGAGCAGCACCUGCGCAGCAUCGUCUCCCGGAGAUAUCCCCCAGUGUAGCCAGCGAUCUCCAGAUUCACACAGGAACAAAUCGUCAAUGGACAGCAACAUGUCGCAGGAUGUCUGCGGAGAAACAGACUCUCCAUGCCAGUCUCUCUUUGUUCCAACGGUGACUGCAAUCUCAACCUCCCUGGAUCUGCACUGGAUGUUCCAACAGACCACCGUCAUCACAUCAGCAUCAGUCUCCUCCUCCUCCUCCUCCUCCUCCUCCUCCUCCUCCUCCUCCAGUGGACGUGCAAAGCUUAGCAGAGCGCAUGGCGCAACCCAGUUGUCUUCCAGAGUGGAAGGCAGCAAGAAAGGGAAAAAACAGGCAAGCCUUGUUAAAUAUCAAGGAGAACCUUCAUCAGAAGAGGACGAGAGGAGAAAUAUCAGGAGAGAAAGGAAUAAAGUCGCAGCGGCCAAGUGUCGUAACAGACGGAGGGAACUCACCGACACCCUGCAAGCCGAAACUGAUCAGCUUGAGGGGGACAAAGAGGCCUUGCAGACAGAGAUAGCCCACCUCCUGAAAGAGAAAGAGAGACUGGAACAGAUCCUAUCCACCCACCAACCAGCCUGCAAACUAGCCGUCGCUGAGGACGAUGUCGAAAAUGAGAUCGACGAUGACAUUGAAGGCAUUCUACAAGACGCCACAGAUUCUGCCCAGCUGCUCUCCAUCUUGGAGAAUGCAGACAAACUCCAACUCCCAGAAGGCAAUGCGACAGUAGUGACUGUGUCCAAGGGCCCCUUGUUCCAAGAAAUGGACACCGUCCCCGUCCCAAGCAUCUCCAUCUCAGCCUCGGCAAUCUUGGGUAACUCCAACAUCCUACUGUGCUCCAUUGCUGAGGAAGAACCCAUGGAGGAUCUAGACUUCGACCAGGGUGACCUACAGGACCUGGUCCCCAGUCUGGAACUCAACAUGGCUGUGGCCCCUGAGACCGCCCCGUCCGUUCCCGACAUCGACCUCCUCGGGGGCCCCUUCUGCCUCUCAGACUGGGAGACCCUGUACAAGUCUGUGGCUAAUGAUCUGGAGCCCCUCUGCACUGCCACAAUGAUGUCUUCCACUGACAGUCCUACAUGUAGCAGUUAUUACCGCUCGGUGUUUUCGUUCAAUUACUCCGAGAUAGAUCAUGUGGCUGAGGAGAAGGGGUGUUGUGAGAGCUCCGAGGGUCUCAAAGGAGUUGUUAGCGGUAGAUCUGAUUUGCUUAACGGUCGUCUCAAUUCUCCCACUCUGUUGGCCUUGUGAAUCUGUUAUGAACUGGUUGGAGAAAUAUAGGGCCAGUUCCCCACACACAGAAUAAGCCUAGUCUUAUUAGAAAGUAAUAAUAGCAUAUUCAAUAAUGAUUCUCCAUUGAAAGUGCUCUCCUAGUCCAGGACUAGGACUAGAUCUGUGUCUGGGAAACUGGUCCCUGAGGUUGAUAUUGAAUCAAUAAGCUAUGGUCUAUUUAUUUAUCUAUCUAUCUAUCUAUCCCCUGAUGUUUUGUUAACCUUUAACCUUUAGCACCAAAUUAAAUGGUUACUGUGACUGUAACAGUGUUAACUUCUUCCAGAUAUAUUGGUGCACCUGUGAGGGCUGUUCACUCUCUUGAGUAGUGGUGGAAAAAGUACCCAAUUGACAUACUUAAGUUAAAGUAAAGAUACCUUCAUAGAACAUAAUAGAGUCAAGUAAACGUGAAAGUUAACCAGUAAAAUACUACUUGUGUAAAAAUCCAAAAGUAUUAGGUUUUUAAAUAUACUUAAGUAUUCAAAGUAAAUGUAAUUGCUAAAAAUAUACUUAAGUAUCAAAAGUAAAAGUAUAAAUAAUUACUUAUAUUAAGCAAACCAGACGGCACUAUUUUUUUUUUUUUUACAUUUAUGGAUAGCCAGGGACACACUCCCAACACUCAGGCAUCAUUUACAAACCAAGCGUUUGUGUUUAGUGAGUCCUCCAGAUCAGAGGCAGUUGAGAUGACCAGGGAUGUUAUCUUCAUAAGUGUUUGAAUUGGACCAUUUUCCUGUCCUGCUAAGCAUUAAAUAUGUAACUAGUACUUUUGGGUGUCAGGGGAAAUGUAUGUAGUAA
This is a messenger RNA of Oncorhynchus keta (chum salmon), 3003 nucleotides long. Its product is annotated as protein c-Fos-like. Gene Ontology annotation, molecular function: RNA polymerase II cis-regulatory region sequence-specific DNA binding; DNA-binding transcription factor activity, RNA polymerase II-specific. Gene Ontology annotation, biological process: regulation of transcription by RNA polymerase II. Gene Ontology annotation, cellular component: nucleus. The coding region runs from base 844 to 2190 and encodes 448 amino acids. The record is from RefSeq and is a predicted model, not a curated record. Lineage: Eukaryota; Metazoa; Chordata; Actinopteri; Salmoniformes; Salmonidae. The transcript has 4 exons.